Molecule: messenger RNA, 2033 nt
Organism: Penaeus monodon (black tiger shrimp)
Lineage: Eukaryota; Metazoa; Arthropoda; Malacostraca; Decapoda; Penaeidae
Product: FAST kinase domain-containing protein 3, mitochondrial-like
Exons: 1
Coding region: 142-2001 (619 amino acids)
Biological process (GO): regulation of mitochondrial mRNA stability; mitochondrial RNA processing
Cellular component (GO): ribonucleoprotein granule; mitochondrial matrix
Molecular function (GO): RNA binding
Source: RefSeq, a predicted model, not a curated record
GCCACAAGGCGACUCCCAUACGCCACCGGCAUUGCAAGAUUGCUGAAAAUCAGGAGCCAGCCUAAUCUCCAAGGGAAGCACUUCAGUUAUUCCCCGAGUUACCUUUCAGAUGAUGACAAAACAAUAACAAAUACAACUAUUAUGGUUCAAGAUGGUCUCAACAUCCAGGAAUUGCCAUGCAUUGUUCAGAUCAUCAACGGCGAAUUCAGUGUGUUUAGCAAUGGCAAGAGCCAAGCGGGUAGAAAGCUGGAAGGGCUGGGGCUAGAGAUUCCUCAAGUUUCAAAGAAUCUGUUUAAGAAUAUAAAUUUUGAAGAAGAGCAGGAAAUGAUUUUGGGAUUCAUGAGGUGUUUGAAAGUGGCUGACAUCUUCAAAUUACUUGAAGUUUGUCCAGAAGAGGAAGUGUCACCAAAUGUUGCGUUAGCUGUAAUUAAGAGGAUAUUUGAAUUGGAAAACAAUUUUGAGUAUCGUAAUAGAGGACUUAAUUUGUAUCCAGAAGAAUCACCAUUUACUUUUACAAGAGGGGCAGUCAUGAAGCACUUGAUAGAAAUUAUUUGUGGUAGUUAUGAUGCACAGAACAUAAUAGAUGCUCUAAGAGUGAUGGGUCGUGAUUCUUAUCAAGGCAAUAAGCAGAAAUAUUUGGAGAAACUAUGCAAUGAAUGCAUUAUUAGAAUUACAGAAGGAAGAAUGACUGUGGAACAAGUCUGUGAAAGUGCCAAAGCAUUUCAUAAUCUUGGUACAACUGGAUCCCAGUACAUGGAAAAGGUUUGGGUCGGAAUAACAGAUCAGGUAGAAGAUAUUAAUGUGAAGGAAGCUUGCAAUAUUAUGAGCAUCCUGCCACUAGUAAAGCAGAGCCGUAAGCAUUUGUAUAAUAUAGUUGAAAGAAGAAUGGGAAGUUUGUGGUACAAACUGAAAUCUGAAGACAUAAUUAGGAUUCUCCAUGUUUUAAUACAGCUCAAACUGACUGGUAGUCGGAUGCUACCAAUGAUAUCAAGAUGGACCAAUUUGAAUAUCCAUGUUCUUACAGAAAGUAAUAUACGGUGGAUUGUCUACUCCCUUAUGAGUCUAAAUUUCACAGAUGCAAAUAUUCAAAAGUCCCUUACAAGAUUCAUGAAGGUAAAGAAGUCAAACAUAAAUGAUCCUAGUUUGAUUGCUGUAAUCAUGGAUUACUGUGUAAAAAUGCGAAUUAGGAGCCCAGAGGUUUUGGAUACUGGAGUUGAAUAUUUUAUGCAGAAUGCAUCUAAACUCUCAGUGCCUCAAGUAAACAGCCUGUGUAGACCCUAUGGUCUGUUGAAUUAUGAGCCUCCAAAUGCUUCAGCUUUCUUUCUAGCCUUUGAAAUGCUUCUGGAGGAGAAAUUUGUCCAAUUUCCUCCAAAUAUUAUGAUUGAUUUACUGCUGUCAUGUGUUUAUUUAAAACGCUACCCAAUAAAUUUUGUGAAAAAAGUGUUUAAUCCCUACUUCUUUGACAGAAUUCACACAUUGGAUCCAGCAGAAAUGAGAUUAACAAGAACAAAACUGAAAGUUCUUGAUCGGGCUCUUUGUCUGGAAGCUUCAAACUACAGUGGGCCAAUGCUUCCUAGGGAUCACUCAGCCAAAAGUUUUUGGCGCGAUGCUAGAAUUAUGCGCUGUGUAAAUAUGAUCCAAGCACCUCUCAUUGAGAUUGUAGGAACCAGUGAGCGCAUAACUCCUUCUGCUAUUUUACCAAACUUUCCAGGUACAGAGAUGUAUGUGGUGGAUUGUGUGAUUGACAUGGCAGGAAAAUUGUCUCUGAAGUCUUUCAAGUGGAGUAGUAACAAAUAUGCAUUACUAAUUCAUCCACCAGAGCAUUACAUUUUAAAUGAAGAUCUCCUUGUAGGACCACAGGCAAUGCGUAAGCGUCAUUUGGCAAUGUGUGGCUUUAAAGUGGUUAGCCUAAGCUACGAGAAGAUGAAUAGACUUCGUAUGUACCCAGAGCUCUUGAAAAAUUACAUUGAAGACAAAAUGAAAGAAGCAACAUCUGUGUAACAUGCUUGUUCAGAGGCAGAAAACUGUUUGUG